AUGGGCGGGUCCCGGCCAGCCGACCUCGGGGGCAACUGGCCCCUCGGACGAGUCUUUAUUGACCUGGAGUUGCAAGCACAUCUGCGCAUCUUGAUGGUUGGCAAUCGAGACGACGCCAUGGUAGACCAGCAGGACUCUUGGGACCUUCAUUCAUAUGAGCUGGACGCCACUGUGCAGACGUAUGGAGACCUUGAACAUGUAUCACCCCCAGUCGACAACACGUUGAAUGAUCUACUAUUUUACGAUCAUGAUCAAGAUCAAGCUCAAGGCCAAAGUUUCAUAGGCGGAGAAGGAGCAUACAUCCAUGAGCGCAGCCUUGGCUCGACGCAUGUCUCGCCCAUCAGCAAUGACGCUCCCCAGCUCUUACCUGUGUCAGCGUGGACGCAAAGUCCUUCUGUAUCGGAGAGCUGGGAUCCGGUGGACUUGGGUUUCUACGAUUCCAAUUUCAAUGUGUACAGAGGCCCUUCUUCAGAACCUUCAAAUGUCGCCUCUGGAGUUGCUGGAUUCUCCUGCCCAGCAACUCCACCUUUGCCUCCUCCUAACGGUGCUGAAGUCCAGACAACGGAACAGAGCAAAGUAUGGGGCUUGCCUUUUCUGAACAGUGGUACCACAUCCGGACUCACGGAUGUAGUGCAAAACGAUCAUCGUCCAGUACCAGCUCGAUCGACAAGUCGUCCCUUGGGUCUUCCCAGAAAGAGAAGUCGGUACUCACUCUCCAGGUGGCGGCCACGAAGUACCGGAUCAUGUACUCCUAUCAGCCCGAAUUCUCAAGAUCCAAUGCGGAGAUGGCAAGAAUCUCCCCCGGAAGACGAACCGGCAUCGUUGUCGGCGAUCAUGCGCGCCAUCGACGACUCCAGGGAUUUGUCGACCGAUUCAGUAGACCAGGGGUCUGCGCUAGAGUCCUUCCGCCAUCAUCGUCGACCAGCUUCGAUCGCCAGUUCACGAAGCGGCACCAGCGUGUCCUCAUGGCAGUCGUCGGUCUCGACACGGUCGGCAAUCUCCGCGUCGUGGAAUUCCCAAUCUCAUGCAGCGGGCCCCAAAGUUAACAAGGGGAGAGGGAAAGCUAGAAAACCGAGUGGUCUGGACACCGAGCGGAUUUUUUGCUGCACGUUCUGCUGCGACACCUUCAAGAACAAGUACGAUUGGUCUCGGCACGAAAAGUCUCUGCAUCUGAACUUGGGAGGCUGGGCGUGCACACCGCAUGGUGGUACUGUCUGGUCCGCCGUGACCGGGAGGCUACGAUGUGUCUACUGUGAAAUGGAGGAUCCUACGUUGGAGCACCUUGAUAGACACAACCACUUUCAAUGCUCGAAUUCGACCCACUUGUUCCGUCGCAAAGACCAUCUGGUUCAACACCUCCGGCUUGUGCAUGCCCUCGAUACCUUGCCUCCGCUUGAUGACUGGAAAAUCCCCGGUCCACCGAUUACCUCACGGUGUGGCUUCUGCGACCACAGAAUGGAAAGCUGGGAUGAAAGGACCGAUCAUCUGGCGGCUCAUUUCCGUCAGGGAAUGACCAUGAAGGACUGGCAUGGUGAACAUGACUUUGCCCCGGAAGUGGCUGCCAAAGUCAUCAACUCCCUCCCACCUUAUCUCUUGAGCUGGGAAUCAAACACGAUAGUGCCUUUCCGCGCCUCCAACAAGACGGCGCAGGAUCAUCUCGACCAAAUCUCCGCCCGGGUGAAUUCGAUAGCUGCUCAAAACACCUCUUCGCAGCCCGCCGCAUCAUCCGCGGCGCCGGCAGGUGAUUCCAAAUCACCUGUAGGGGAUGAAGCAAUGGUGCCCCUCGAGACUUUCACGGGCAUUUUGACUCAACAUCUCAGCCGCUAUGCUCGCCAGCAAAUGAGUAUGGGGAUCAUCCCCACGGAUGAGAUGUUUCAGCAAGAAUCCAGACGACUGCUCUAUGACUCGGAAGAUUCAUGGAAUCAAUCAAUCGCUGACAAUCCCGCCUGGAUCUCCUCUUUUCGGCGACAACUCCAGGUACAGUCGGGGCCCUUGUCAAGUGCUAAUCCUGAUCACUUGGACAUGUCAAUAGUCAAUUUGGGCACUACCACGGACACAGAGCAAGCUCAAAACUUACCUUGA
Messenger RNA from Penicillium oxalicum, 2082 nucleotides. Its product is annotated as C2H2-type zinc finger protein. The transcript is spliced from 2 exons. The record is from RefSeq and is a predicted model, not a curated record. Bases 1 to 2082 code for a protein of 693 amino acids. NCBI's taxonomy places the organism in Eukaryota, Fungi, Ascomycota, Eurotiomycetes, Eurotiales, Aspergillaceae.